GCGAGCGGUGACCGCCGUGCCGACAAGAGUAAAAGAAAACACCGCGCGUGGCGCCGCGUUUCCUUGGCCAGCGCUCGCAGCUCGAGCGCACUCGCAGAGCGUGGACGCAGAGCUCGGCUUGAACCUGCGGCUAUGCACGGAGCGGCGCGUGUCGGUUGCAGGGGCACUUUUCUUACGGCGAUCCUGGCGCAGUCCCUGUGCAUGUGGGUUGCUUCGCACGGCUACGAAAAGACCACGUCCGUCGAUCCAAACAAUACUGCAGAUGUCCCGUACAGAUUGAUGGGGAAGCAUGGAGCCAAAAUGGGCGUCUUGAACCCGGGUUGCGACAACGCACAGUAUCAUUUAGACGUUGACUACGGUGGAUCGCCUAAGGAAUACACCUGUACCAUGAAAGACUUCCUGUGGUAUAAGACUGUCCGAGGCUGGUACCACUCAAUAUACAAGUGCAACAAGGUCAGAAAGGGAUACCGCCCUUAUCAUUACUGUAUGAACAAGAGGAUAAUAUACAGUGAUGCUGUACCCACGCACGAAGGACACCGUCCCCUGUGGCCUGUGUACGGCGAAUACAAGUACGUGCCACCACAGCGCUGGCUGCACAACAUCGAGCACGGAGCCGUGGUGAUGCUAUACCACCCGUGUGCAACAAGGUGGUUUGUGGAGAAGCUACGGAAGCUCGUAAGAGGCUGCUUGAGAAAGCACAUCAUAACUCCCUAUAGACAACUCACCCUUCAACGACCCUUGGCUCUGGUGGCGUGGCGGUGCAAGCUAGAGAUGAGUCACGUGAACGCGAGAGAGGUCAUCAAAUUCAUCAAAGAACACGCCCUGCGAGGUCCCGAAGGGCACCUUUCCAUGGAGGGCCAGUAUCGCUACAUGCUUCUUGCGGAAGCCCGGCCGCCGAGUGGAUCCAACAUGGACGACGCUAACCUGUGCCCAUCUGCUUGGGACGACUUGGGAGAAUAGCGCGCUAGUCGCUCUGAUUUAUGUUGCAAAUGGCGCCAGAGCGUUUGAAACUUUGCGGAUAGAUGGCGCCGUUGAUCAGUUCGUUUUCUUUUUUGCUUAUGGUAGACGAAAAUUCGUAAAUAUUCUCGUUUAAAGAUCGAUGCAUCGAUGUAAACGGUGUAUGUCACCCUUAAUUCCACCAGUUCAUUUUUUUUUUAGUUACUACUCAAUAUCCUUUGUAUCCUGACGUAAAUGAUGUCUUGUCAUUGGUAUUUCGCAACCCUGCGACACCCCCACGUAGCAACAGUGAAUGCACACCUUUGUAAGCUACAGCUGAGCAAGCUUCUGUAUUGAAUAAAGUAAUUCCCUUGAGAA
Molecule: messenger RNA, 1314 nt
Organism: Dermacentor albipictus
Lineage: Eukaryota; Metazoa; Arthropoda; Arachnida; Ixodida; Ixodidae
Cellular component (GO): cytoplasm
Source: RefSeq, a predicted model, not a curated record